UAUCUGAGAGGGUAGGACAAGUUCAUAACAUACAGCAGCUUCCCUCAGGCAAGAGAUUUCUAUCUCUAGUAGUGAAUUAGUUUGUCAAUCUAGCUGAAGGGAGUGGGGAAGAUGGGCAGAGUGAGAAAGAGGAAGUGAAAAAGGAUUGGGGAAGUGAGUCCAAACUACAACUGUGAGGCUGCCCUGUUUGCCUUACUCCAUUAAUUAAAAUAAUUCAGCUACCGAGCAAUCCUACCGGGAAAUACUCUGUACGGAGGAUAAGGAGAGACCAUGAGACCUACAAAGGGAUCUCAGCUGUUCAUUUUGAGUGUGGUUCUGGUGACUGCCCAGGCACUCACUGUGAACACACGUGUCAAGGAAGUAAAGGUAGCACAAGGAACUAACACCACCCUCCCAUGUGAAUUCCAGACCUCUGCUGCCACCAGCAGCGCAGACUUCAUUGCCUGGAGAAAAAUAUCUCAGGAGAAAGAUGCUGUCACAAGGUAUUUUGAUGGCUAUGAGCACUAUGGCCAGGGUUACGAAGGCCGUCUGCAAUUCCCUGGCAGUACAGUCACAGAUGUCAGCAUCACCCUCCGGGGGGUGACCAUGGCAGACAAUGGAACUUACAGAUGCACCGUCCAAGUGCGCACAGAUCUCCCCAGGGCCUCUGCAGAGAUAGAUCUUUUGGUCCUUGUGGCUCCAUCCAAGCCGGAGUGUAAAGUCAUAGGGACAUCAGAAUACGGACAGACCAUCAACCUGACCUGCAACUCUCAACAGGGGUCUCCAAAACCUGAGUAUACCUGGCAAAGCUUCAGCAUACUGAACCAGCCCCGACCACUGGUGUCAGCAUCAGGACAACAGGUAACUCUGAAGAACAUCUCUGCAGACACCUCCGGCUUUUACAUUUGCACUGUCACAAACAGCGUUGGACAAGAGUUCUGCAACAUGACAGUCUCCAUUGUACCUCCAUCCAUGAACAUUGCCCUCUAUGCUGGAGUCAUUGGUGGUAUAGUUGCUGCAAUCAUUGUCAUUGGGAUUUUGGCCUACUGCUGCUGCUGCCGGGGCAGCAAUGACAAGGACUAUGAGAUGACUGAGCCAGAAGAGCAUGAGAAGGAGCUCGUCAGGAUUCGGGGACCAGCUGAAGAAGAGGUGGAGGAGGAGGAACAUCGGACAAGAGACAGGCCACAGAUGCCACCCACCAACACACCCCGGCUAGAUAUUUCACAUGCUGAGGCAUAGUCACUCCCAGAAUAGGAAAGGCAAGGAAGAGGGGACUGAUUUAAGAAACACUGUUUACUCCCGACUGCUCUGAUCUCUGGUGUGGCGUAAAUUGUGAGCUUCCAGGGUCUGGAGUCCGUUUCUUUAAAUGGGAAGUGCAUUAGGCACCACUCUAAAUAAAUAAGUAAAUAAGACACUAUGUGGAAUCAAAACUUAUUUCCCAGCACUAGAACCCCUGCUUCACCCACCGUAACCCACCUUUUUUCAGAAGAGACCAUGUCAGGUUUAUUUGGGGAGCAAGGGGUAAAUCCCCACAAUGCAAAUUACUCUGUAUCAUUAGAUCCACAGAAGAUUUCAGAUUCAUUAAUUGGGGCUCACUGGGAAAGGGCAGACUGGUUAAUUUGGGUACUUUGGUAAAUGCCACAGGUUUCAGCCAAUAGCAUGCACUGUAUUUGGCCACUGGGCACAAGCACAGUGGCAUUACCCAGUAUCGGAUUGUUUUAACUUUAAUUUGAUUUUGAGAAGCAGGCUAGUUUAGAAAAUGUCAGGUUUCUUCUUAAGCUUUCACUAAACAGGGCUUUUGUAUAUAAUCAAAAAUAUGUAACAAAAAUAUAGAACAUUUUUUAAGGUUGCCAGGAGCCUCCGCUGGGAACAGCUAUUGCAUUGGUACUAAUGGGAUGUCUAAAAACAGCAGAACUGACCAUUUGAUCUUACUUUUUGUACUUGCAAAGCUUUUUUGUACUGUAUAGGCAUUGUCUGCAGCAGCUGGACUCUAAUCCAUAAUUGGCAGCUGGGAGAUCUAACAACCAAUCCUUCACCACCUCACUCCAUUUGCCUCUGCACAGAACAGACCUGUUCCCUCCCAAAGGGAUUCUAAAUGUGCAUUUUCAUGUCCCAUCCCAGAGUCCUCUAUCCUCUACUUACUCUCCCACCCCAGCAACAGAAGGGGCAGACAGUGGACUAUCUUCCCUUCACACAUGUAGUUGUCAGGGGAAGGGAGAAAUCAUGGAAGUUAGUAUCAGAGGGGUAGCCAUGUUAGUCUGUAUCCACAAAACCAACGAGAAGUCCGGUGGCACCUUAAAGACUAACAGAUUUAUUUGGGCAUAAGCUUUCGUGGGUAAAAAACCUACUUCUUCAGAUGCAUAUGGGUUUUUUAUCCAUGAAAGCUUAUGCCCAAAUAAAUCUGUUAGUCUUUAAGGUGCCUCCAGACUCCUUGUUGUUAACAUGGCAGUUGGAUCUUUUCAAAGAGAAGGCUAGAAGAAAAAUAUUCUAAUUUUUCUUUGAGUGCUGCAUGAAGGAAGUAAAGUACAGAUCAAUGCACUCAGCGUAGAGUAUCAGUGUCCCACACUAUAUUCAAAACUGUCACACAUUCCCUCUCCCACCAGCAGUUUAGGGACUACCCUCAAACUGGCAUUUGCAAGUCCCAAAAAGAUAGCUCUUCAUUUCCCCAUCACUAUUCUCCUAUCUCCUGCUUAUGACACAAAGGACAGUCUCAUAUUUUCCAAAAGGCUUUUACAAUCUUAUUUUUUUAUUGGGCUAGUUAAAUUCUGUUUUUAAAAAAAUCUGAUAAAAAUGUUUUUUUAUUGAUACAUUGUUAUCCCUUUAAUAUUGUAUUGUUCCUCUGCCUUCAAUGACUUUGCAGAACUCACAACAGCUGCUCAGGGAAACGUAGCCACUGUUAAAACAACAACAAUCUAAAAAAUAAAAGAAGGUACAUCAGAACAACACUGAAAGUCUCCCAAUUUUUUCUAACAUUUCAAUAUUGUACAGCAUUUGUAAUCAAACUAUCAGAAUAGGACCUUUCUUUUGGCAUUUAUUUUAUAUCUGAUAAUCAGCAGAAAUUUACAAUUUACUCUUUGCAAUUAUUAGAUCAUAAAUGUACCUACUACAACUGUUUUCAAAAUAUGUACAAAACCAUCUCCUUGCACUGAAGAAGUAAAAGUCUAACUCAGAAAUGUACAGUUCAGAUGCAUGAUAGCCAGAGACAUCAGACAUGGGCAUAAUGUAGGAAGGCUUCAUUUAAAAGUGGGUUUUAAAGGAGAGAAUUGCAGAGAGGGUGUUGCACACAGGAACUGGGAAACCAUUCCAAGCAGAAGGUGCAUAAAAAGGCAUGAAGCUGAGAAGAGAUGCCAAAAGUUUUUUAGGAUACAGAGGCAUGUAGAAAGAAGAGGGGGCUUAAGAAGAAAGAGGAGCAGAACUGUAGGUGAGGUAGAGUUACAAAGAACCUACAAGGUCAAGAGGAAGUAUCUGAAUUUGAUGCAGUGAGACAGGAAGCUAAUGAAGGAACUAAAGAAGGAAAACUACUGCAGUAGCAUUUUGAAUACAGUUACAGUAGUCAAACAAUGACCAAAGCUCUCAGCAAUGAUUUAGCAGUAGAGGGCAGAAUGUGAAGGUCAGAUUUUAGUGAUAUUGGGAGGAGGGGAGUAGCAACAUGAUCUAGUGAGUCUGGAUGGAGCAAGGCACAAGCAAGGGGAGAAAAAGGGGAGUUGAAGGCAAAGCUGUGAGGCUGACGGACUGGCUGUAAUGGUUUGAACUGUUAUAUUAAACUGCAGUUUUCCUUUAAGUGAAUUUGCCAUUGUAAUGUUUCUGUUCAUGGGCAAUAACUGUUUACAACUGUCUUUUCAACAGUAAA
Dermochelys coriacea (leatherback sea turtle) is the source of this 3829-nucleotide messenger RNA. RefSeq names its product glycoprotein A33 (gene GPA33). The record is from RefSeq and is a predicted model, not a curated record. The transcript is spliced from 7 exons. NCBI's taxonomy places the organism in Eukaryota, Metazoa, Chordata, Testudines, Dermochelyidae. Gene Ontology annotation, cellular component: plasma membrane. Bases 271 to 1218 code for a protein of 315 amino acids.